Suillus subalutaceus is the source of this 450-nucleotide messenger RNA. RefSeq lists its product as uncharacterized. NCBI's taxonomy places the organism in Eukaryota, Fungi, Basidiomycota, Agaricomycetes, Boletales, Suillaceae. The record is from RefSeq and is a predicted model, not a curated record. The annotation marks the transcript as partial. The transcript is spliced from 4 exons.
UCCCUUCGUCUCAAAGCCAGAAUUGAAGGGAGUCGCAUGGAAGAAUGUUUCAAGCAGAGCCGCGAAGCGUUCGCUCGUAACGAGCGAGGGCUCGCUAAACAGCUUUCCCUGAGGGGUGAGGCGUGCAAAGCCAACAUGGUGCGCUUAGAUAAGGAAGCCAGCACGAAGAUAUUUCAAGGUAUGAGACUGAUGGACGGAGUGUCGAACACGAUUGAUCUCCACGGACUCUUUGUCUCAGAAGCCAAGGUGUACUUUGACGACGCUGUUCAAGGGGUUCGGGACCGUGGAGAAUCGUUACUUCAUGUGAUCGUAGGAAAGGGGAAUCACUCCGAAAAUAACAUCGCCAAGAUCAAACCUGCAAUCCAAGAAUAUGGGCAAAGUUUGGGUCUGGGCGUUGAAGUGGAUCCUCUCAAUAAUGGCUGCCUUGUAGUGAGUCUUAGUCCCAGCUAA